AUGGCGCCAGGAAUCUUCAUCGUGCCGGGCCUAUAUGAAAGCAUCGCCACCUUCGGGCCGCUUGUCGACGAACUCAAGAAAGCCGGGUACCCCUCAAUCCAUGUGGGCACCAUCAUCAGCGGUGGCACGUCUUCAAAACGGGAGCCUCGCGGGCUCACCAUUGCCGAUGACACGCAGGGUAUCCGAACCGAGCUCGAACCGUUCGUGGACAGAUGCGGAAGUGAUGGCGUGAUUCUGGUCCUGCAUUCUGCUGGCGGCUUCAUCGGAGCUGGCGCCAUGAAGGGCCUGACCCAGUCAGCCUACGAAGACGAAGCAAAGAGGGGUGGAAUUCGACAAAUCGUCGGGAUCACGGCCGCCUUUCUGCCAGUUGGAUUUGAGCAUCGGCCGUUGCCGUUUAUGAAGAUCGAUGAAGAGAAGGGAACCCAGGGCCCUGUUGAUGAUAUGGCGUUCUUCAACGACAUGUCCGCCGAGGCUGCCAAGCCGUGGAUCGACGAGUUUGUGCAUCAUCCGGCGCAUGGAUGGGGCACGAAGAUCGAGUACGCCGGGUGGCAUGACGUGCCUGUGGACUACAUCAUUUGCGAACGAGACCAGAUCAUUCCCAUGCAGAUGCAGGAGACGGUCGCGGCUGGUGCGGAGGCAAAGAUUUAUCGACUCGAUGCAGGGCAUAUGGCGCAGUUGUCUCGUACCAAGGAGCUUGCGAACCUCAUCGUGGAGGCUAUUCGCCGCAUGAGUUAG
Colletotrichum siamense is the source of this 735-nucleotide messenger RNA. RefSeq lists its product as uncharacterized. The coding region runs from base 1 to 735 and encodes 244 amino acids. The record is from RefSeq and is a predicted model, not a curated record. NCBI's taxonomy places the organism in Eukaryota, Fungi, Ascomycota, Sordariomycetes, Glomerellales, Glomerellaceae. The transcript is spliced from 2 exons.